AAUGAUAACCGACUUUAUACCAUUGCAACAAGGGUGAUAGCUGUGGCCAGGGCAAAGCUAGCGGGGGACUACACACCAAACGGGCAAGGCCAUUAUAAGUGAUAAUCAGUCACUCUUGAAGACGUCUCACGUUGGUAUAAGGAGCUAUAGUUUUAGUUAUGGCGGGGAGAGACUUAUGAACACAAAGUGUUAAAUAGUAGGUUAUUUUAUAGUGCUCGUUUAAUUAAAAACAAUAGUGAAAAUGGUGUUUUCGCCGGUAACGCAUGUUUUGUUCGAUAUGGACGGAUUACUACUGAAUACAGAGGACCUCUACACAAUCGGGUUCCAGAAGAUAGCAUCCCGCUUCGACAAGCACUUCACCUUCGACCUGAAGGCCAAGAUCAUGGGCCAGCAGGGCCGCGAGUUCGCUGACGUCAUCAUCAGGGAACUGAACUUGCCACUGACUGUCGAGGAGUUCCUGAACGAAUUGCACGGCUAUUUGGAAGAACUGUUCCCCGAGUCUAGUGUUUUACCUGGCGUUAGCAAGCUACUGUACCACCUUCACAACAACAACAUCCCAAUUGGCCUAGCCACGAGUAGCAGCAGAGACACUUAUGAACUGAAAGUGGUGAAACAUCAGGAGUUGUUCUCCCUCUUUAAAUAUAAGACUUGGGGAUCGUCAGACCCUGAAGUGAAGAGGGGGAAGCCACAUCCAGACAUUUUCUUCGUGGCUGCUGACAAAUUUCCUGACAAACCUAAACCGGAGCAGUGCCUGGUCUUCGAAGACUCGGUAAACGGCGUGGUAGCGGCGCGCGCGGCCGGCAUGCAGGCCGUCAUGGUGCCCGACCCACGCCUGGACCGCGGCCUCACAUCGGAGGCUACGCUUGUGCUGAAUUCUGUCGACGAGUUUCGACCGGAGGACUUCGGGUUGCCACCUUAUCCCGCGUAGCGAAUAGAUA
This is a messenger RNA of Plutella xylostella (diamondback moth), 938 nucleotides long. Its product is annotated as pseudouridine-5'-phosphatase. NCBI's taxonomy places the organism in Eukaryota, Metazoa, Arthropoda, Insecta, Lepidoptera, Plutellidae. Gene Ontology annotation, molecular function: phosphatase activity. The record is from RefSeq and is a predicted model, not a curated record.